UAUUUCUGUAUAAAUACACUAAAAUCAUUCAGAUGAGGCAUAUACCCCAGCUACUGUAGACUGUAGACGAAAGUUGUUGAAAAUGUGGAGACAGUUCAUUUUUAUGUGGAUGGUUCUGAUAGGACUCCAUGUAGCAAAAGCCGACGAAUGUUCCGAAGGUGAACUAAAAUGUGUCAGAUCAGAACAAUGCUACCCAGAGGAGUUAAAAUGUGAUGGGACUGCAAACUGUUGGGAUGGAACUGAUGAAUGUGGAUGUGACGGAUAUGAUUGUCCAGGUAACCGGCUGAAAUGCCCGGAUGAUGUUUGUGGAAAGGAAGAUGGUAAAAUGUGUGAUGGUCGUAGCGAUUGUCCACGCCACAAAGACGAACAAGAUUGUGAAUCAUGUGUUGACGAUGCUUUUCACUGUUCAAAUGAGAAAAAAUGUAUCCCUGAUGAAUGGCAUUGUGACGGAAUUGAUGACUGCGAUGGGGAAGAUGAAAAGGACUGUGAAGAAUGUAACGAUGAUGCAUUCCUGUGUACAGCAGAUAGUACAUGUAUUAGAUCGAACUGGGUAUGCGACUCAUGGCCCGACUGCAGUGAUGGUCAAGAUGACAUCGGAUGUUCAGAUGAUGGAUGUGGUAAUGAUGAUUUUAAAUGUAAACAACCUCCUCCAAGUUUUCCAAAAUGUGUUCCUGGGGAUAAAAUAAACGAUGGCACUAAUGAUUGCGGAGACUGCUCUGACGAGGCGUUUGCUGAAUCUUGUGACCCUGCGGGACCACCACCACCACCACCACCAGGACCACCAGGACCACCAGGACCAGGAGAACCACAACCACCACCGCCACCACCAGAACCACAAACACCAGCACGUAGUUUACUAAAAACCCGUGGACAAAGGAAGAAGAAAGAUGAUGGUAGAGUGAACACCGUAGCCCGCGACAGUAAAAAUGGUGAUGCACAUAAACAACCUCUGAGACGAGGCGAAUCUCAUUUGAAGGAUUACUUGCGGAAAUAUCUAUUACGCAGAGAAGAAGAAGAGGACGAAGAGGAAGAGAAGGAUCCAGAAGAAGGAGAAGACGAAGAGGAAGGUCCAGAAGAAUAGAUAAUAAAGAUAUUGAUGUACAUAGGAAACUUUUACAAAACUUAAAGAAAAAUAUAUUACGCAGUAAGACUGAUGAUAGAUUAGCUAACAGAAAUCUUGGUCGUAGAGGAAUGGAUAAACGAAGAAGGGAUAAGAAGUCGAAAUAACUUUUUCUUAACUAUACGUUUGUUCUAUUACUUAUCAUACUGCUCUAUUUUUCAUUUUUUUUCUGUAUUUCAUUUUAAAAUUAUUUCAAAGAUACCCACAAUAUUGUGCAUAGUCCAUUCGUUUGAUGUAUUUAAAGUUUUGAUUUUGCCAUUUGAUUUCAGACUUUUCUUUUUGAAUUUUCCUCGGAGUUCAGUAUUUUAGUGUUUUUACUUUUUUUUUGAUUUGGGAUCAUAUUUCGAUAACGAUAAGCAUGUUUUUAACUUUGACGACUGAAAAUGUUCGCAUCGAUACAUAUAUAUCUGUUUUACGAUAGAGAUAGAUACACAUGUAUAUUUGCAUGUGUUACAAAACAUAUAUUUUGUCUUCUACAUGUUGUUUGCAUUCGUUGUUGUUCUGAUAGUGGCCCAACUCAAUAUUUGGUGACUCAUUGUUUUGUCCUCUUACAGCACAUGCAUUCUUGAUUUUAGUUUCAUAACUUCCUACGGAUCCUAGUAAUGUGAAAAAUAUGUAUAUUUUUAGCAAUAAAUAACAUUCA
Messenger RNA from Mytilus trossulus (common blue mussel), 1763 nucleotides. RefSeq names its product low-density lipoprotein receptor-related protein 1B-like. Gene Ontology annotation, molecular function: protein binding. The record is from RefSeq and is a predicted model, not a curated record. The transcript has 9 exons. Gene Ontology annotation, cellular component: plasma membrane. NCBI's taxonomy places the organism in Eukaryota, Metazoa, Mollusca, Bivalvia, Mytilida, Mytilidae. The coding region runs from base 83 to 1081 and encodes 332 amino acids.